This is a messenger RNA of Venturia canescens, 1167 nucleotides long. RefSeq names its product RAS oncogene family member RabX5 (gene RabX5). The transcript is spliced from 6 exons. Gene Ontology annotation, molecular function: GTPase activity; GTP binding. Bases 191 to 1018 code for a protein of 275 amino acids. Gene Ontology annotation, biological process: vesicle-mediated transport. NCBI's taxonomy places the organism in Eukaryota, Metazoa, Arthropoda, Insecta, Hymenoptera, Ichneumonidae. The record is from RefSeq and is a predicted model, not a curated record.
CACCAAGUUCUCCGUGCUCUCGCAGUCUCAUUCGAAACUUAUUACGAACUUGUUCUUACCGCAUAAAUAUUACGAGAUUACAAAAAACAGUAACUUUUUUCAACCACCUAUCGGAAAUCGGAAAUACACUUGUACAAAAAUUUAUAACCUCACCAAUAAAGUCACUAGAUAUUUCGAUAAGGAAACUUCAAUGCUCGAAACACGUUCGGCUGUCUACAAAAUGCUCAAAAAUUCAGCCCAUCAAGAACGUCAGAUCAAUUACUGGCCUCCACCUUUUACGUCCGAAGUUACACCUUACCUCGAACAAACCGAUUUCAAUCAUCUCGUGAGACGCGGUUGUACUAGGAAAUCCCUAGCUCCAAGGAUAUCCAAGGUCAUUGUGCUUGGAGAUGUGGCUGUCGGUAAAACCUCCCUCGUUAAUCGUUUCUGUCACAAGUCCUUCGACAAUAAUUACAAAGCUACGAUUGGCGUCGAUUUUGAGGUUGAAAGAUUCGACAUUCUCGGUGCACCAUUCAAUCUACAAAUAUGGGACACUGCGGGACAGGAGAGGUUCAAAUGCAUCGCAGCGUCUUAUUAUCGCGGCGCCAAUGUCAUUAUGGUUGUCUUCGAUCUCGGCAGCCUCAUGUCACUCUCCCAUUGCCACCAAUGGUUGACUGAAGCGAGUAGGAGCAACAGCGCCGGUCGAUAUCACGUUUUUCUUGUUGGCACCAAACGGGAUUUGUUGUCGAGUCAAGUUUACGACGUAAUUGAAAAAAGAGCUUCUACCGUUGCAAAGUCACUGAGAGCAGAAUACUGGGCCGUUUCCGCGAAAAGUGGGGACGGUGUGAACGAAUUAUUCGCACGGGUAGCUGCCCUGUCCUUCGACGCGAGUGUUUAUCGCGAAAUGACGACAAUCAGCAAUCGCGACACUUUGACACUCGGUUCAAAUUUAUCCGCGCUUACGAAAGACAGGACGCAGGAAAUCAACACGAAUGGAAAAAAGUCGUUAUUCAAGUGGAACAUAUGCUCGAUUUUGUGAUCUUCUGAUCGAUGUUCUGUAGACUGUAUAAAAAAUUAUUAUUCCUAUAAAUAUAUGUACACGAUAUGUAUCUCGAAAAAAGCAAUCGUUUUACAUAGCUUUUUCAGCUCCCAGGGACGCAGCGAACAAUAAAAAUCCUGUUCAAGGUC